GAUGAUGAUGAUGUCAUGUUGAUAACGCUAUAAAUGAGCACUUCUCGUACCUUCCAAUCGAUCCUCCCAAGGACAUCCUAUCCAAGCUUCCACCAGAGCUGCCAUCGUUCCUUGAUAACACCCCGGCCUCGCGUGAAUUACGCUCCGCCUAUGUUCAACAUGUCGUUUCCAAGACACUCACUUAUCGAAUCUUCCACCCUUUCCUCUUUACCCUCGGCAGACGAUACGAUAAGGCGGACACUUUCUUCCAGAUGCUUUCCAUGGACAUCCGGCGUAAGUCUGUGCGACGCGAAGCGUUCUGGAGACAGCAAACGCUUAAGGCAGCCUACACUACAUCCGAUGCCAAGCAGUCGAUCAAUGUGGUCGCAGCAGUCAUCGUUGAUGAGAUCAUCGAUCAGCUUAAACACUUUGCAGAUCCCCGGAACCUAGAUGCGCUCUUAGUUGGCGUGAGGAAAAUCGUAAAAUUGGCAGCCGAAACCUGGCGACUGGCGCGGGUUGAGCGAGAGCUCAUCUUGGCCUCGCUACCAGCACCCGACGCUGAUAUCGUUCCCAACGAUGAUUGGGAGGAAUAUGGAACUCCCAAGGAAGGCACUCUGAGCUCCAAGGAGGACCCGACCCGUCAUGUCAUACUCCGAACAUUCCCCCGUAUCACUCGCGAAGCUGCUCAUGAAGACUUUAUCGGAGAAGAGGAGAAGUCUCAUCCUUGCACCUACUCUCAGGGGUGCGUCCUGUACUCUGAUUCUCCUGUGGUGAUGGCUCGACUACAAGAGUUAGCAAAGAAGUCCACCGACGCCUUGGCUAGUGGGGAUGAAUCUUCGCGCCGUGGUUCGCGGGAAUCCCUACAUCGUGAAGGGAAUGUAUCUUCCCCCUAGAGGUGCAAGUGAGGCAGGGAAGACAUGAAUGGUGCACUCGGAAUCAUCGCGGCGUGAGCACGCGGACUACAAUGCGCCACUAAA
Messenger RNA from Aspergillus homomorphus CBS 101889, 956 nucleotides. RefSeq lists its product as uncharacterized. The coding region runs from base 252 to 872 and encodes 206 amino acids. The record is from RefSeq and is a predicted model, not a curated record. Lineage: Eukaryota; Fungi; Ascomycota; Eurotiomycetes; Eurotiales; Aspergillaceae. The transcript is spliced from 2 exons.